AGGCCGCGUGGUUGGUUACUUCCGAAGGGAGAACAAGCAGCUGCUUGUCGUCGUGGUCCCAUUGCCACACGGUUGCCUGGCAACCUGCAGAGGUGGUUGAAGUGUGAUUACCACUUCAAAACCUUGUGCUGGGUGCAAGUGAGAGCUACAUGCGCUUCCCCACCAACUUCAUGGUGUUGAUAACUUCAGCGGAGCAUCUCACCCACAUUUGAGUGCGGGAAAAAAAAGAACUAAAAAGAAUGUUGUUUUAAAACACAGAUUAGCUUCACUGUAGGUUUUUGUUGUUGUUUCUGUGUGGAACAGGUCCACAGCUUAUCAUUCAGGAUCAACCCACCGCGGAGCUUUAGUUUCAGCUACUCUGGAAAAUGCCUGCGACAGGGGCUUUUUUUUAGCAGGAAGGAACUCGUGAUGAUUUCUUCAGUGAUAUCUUUCACACCGAUGACAUUUACUCUCAAUAUAAAAGUAAAAGUGACCAAUCAUUCUCUUGAAAAUAUCGUUGGUGGUUUUGCGCUGUUAUGAUUUAAUUUGUUAACUGUCACCAAGAAAGAUGCAUUUAGGGUCAUAAUAGUCAUUUGUUUAUUCUCAUUUUUUAACACUUCCAACUUUCUUUUUCUUUUUGUAACCUUGAGAUUCACCCAUGAGACGAACACUACUUUCACUACUAGGUUUCCUGUCCUUCCGGUCUUUUCCGCACGGAACUAUAAAGGUUGACAAACAGUUUUUCCCACAUGCACUGAACGCAGCACGAGCAUAAAAAUUCUUUCCUCAGAGAUGGAAGUAAACAAAUGAUUCAGCAGAGUAGGUUCUGCAGUAUUUACAGGGAAUUAAUGGAGGAGACACAUGUUGCAAAACCAAAGCUGUUCGGAAACAGAGGAUAUUAACGCCGGCUGCUGGGAGACUCCAGGACAAACAUUAGACAACAUUCAGCUCCUGACGCUGUAGGACUUAAAGUUAAAUCAAAAACACAAUGACGUGUGCAACAGGGGAAAAGCUCUGGACUUUCUGACAUGACUCUAUGUGAGUGACGUCACUACUUUCAGGAAGUUGUGUUUAAUGAAGCAGCUUUCAGUGAGUCACACCUGCUUUACCAGGAAAACAGAACCUUCCUGACCGGAGGAGGUCCGAAAGCCCUGAACUCUGCUGAGGCUGAGCCACUUCGCUGCCUGCUUCACUGCUCCUGCGUUUUGCCGCCGACCUUUUGACCUUCUUGUUCUCGUGGCGUGACUUCGCCGGGUUCAUCCAGUUCGGUCGCGUUUUACCGGGGUUCAAACGCUCCCGCGCUUGAGAUGGAGAAGAAGAAGAAGUGAGAGCUUUACUCUCAUGAGGAACUGAAGCCGGCCUGUUUUUUAGCACACCUGUAGAGAUGUCAUGGGUGUGUGAAACUGGUGAGCAGCCCAGAGGUUCCACAAACCUCAUCGGCGGCGGGAAACACGAUGCCGUCCGGCCGGGCGACGAUGAGAGCAGACAGCAGUGGGCGGCGAGGAGGAUCAGUGCCCUGUGGUACUCCAUGCGCAAAGACAGGAAGGAGCAUGAGCAUCUGUUCGCGGCCCCGGAGGCGCCGCGGCCCACGGCGGCGCCGGAGAGCGGGUCCAGGCAGCAGCGCUACGCCAGCGGGCAGUACUUCUUCGAGUACCUGGUGGUGGUCAGCCUCAAGAAGACAAAGGACGGCGGCGGCUACGAGCCUCAGAUCACCUACCAGUUCCCUAAGAGAGAUGGAAUGGCCAAGUAUCAGAAAGAGGAGGAGGAGAAGACGCUGAAGGCCAUCACGCUCUUCUGUUUCCCAGAGGGAAUCAGCUGGGCUCCUCUGACCGAGUACCACAGCGAGACCUUCUCCUUCGUGCUCACCGAGGUCGACGGCAGCAGAAGAAACGGGUACUGCCGCCGGUUGCUGCCCGGAGGCCGAGGGGCCCGGCCGCCUGAGGCCUACUGCAUCAUCAGCAGCCUGGCCUGCUUCGGCCUCUUCUCCAAGAUAUUUGACGAGGUGGAGAAGCGGCGGCAGAUCUCCAUGGCCAUGAUCUACCCGUUCAUGCAGAAGCUGCGAGAGGCUGCGUUCCCAGCUCCGGGACACACGGUGGAGAUUAAGAGCUAUAUUCCUGACUCGGGCACUGAGAUCAUCAGUCUGACCCGACCGCUGGACUCCUGGCUGGAGCACGUGAACUUCGCCACGCUCUUCGACUGCCUGACUGAUGAGGAGGUGCUGCUGGUGUUCGCCGCCGCCGUCCUGGAACGACGGAUCGUCUUCAUCGCCGACGAGCUGGGCACGCUGUCCCAGGUCAUCCAUGCGGUGGCCGCCCUGCUCUACCCUUUCACCUGGCAGCACACGCUGAUCUCCAUCGUUCCGGAGAUCCUGAUCGACGUGGUGAUGGCGCCCACGCCCUACCUGCUGGGAGUGCAGAAACGCCUGCUGGACCAAGUGACGGACCAGAGCGAUCUGCUGGUGGUCGACUUGUCUGAGGAUAAAAAGAAGACGUUCAUCGUUUCAAUGGGAGACGAAGGCUCGAUUCUGCCCCCGAAGCUCAAAACUGAAAUCCUACAUGAACUGAGUGUCAGGAAAAAAGGAUCAACCGUGGAGGAGCUGAACCGCGUGGUGUCGGAGGCCUUCUUGCACUUCUUCGUGAAAACGGUCGGCCAUUACGGCUCAUACGUGAAAAAGGGAGCGUUUGAAAAGAGAAGUUUCUACAAGGCCAUCGAGUCCAAGAACGCGCGGCACUUUGUCAAGGCGUUCAUCCAGACGCAGAUGUUCGAUCUGUUCAUCCAGGAGGCCGAGCAGCAGCAGCCUGGACAACAGCAAGGAAUAUUUAACAAAAUGAUCCGUGAUUACCAAGACAGGAAGAGAAGCGACAAGACGAACAAACACUAGUUCUCACUGUGGGACUCCAGUUGUGUAUAAAGGGGGAAACUGUGAAUUCUACAAUGUGUGUCUGUGUUGGUCUGUUCUUAAAUGAGUGUGAAUUACUGUAUGGCUACGUUGCUGCUACGUCUGUCAAACACUGGCAGAAAGAGAGACUGUUGCUUUUAGCCUGUGGCCACGGUGAGUUGCUUAUGCACAGGGAAAACAUUUCAAAUAAAGGUGAUUGUUUUUUGUUUUUUUAAAGCUCUGCAACUUUUAUAAUUUCAAAUGGCCCAACACCUGUUCACAUUUCCUCUUUCUUUUUACCCUAAUUUAGAAAUACAUAUAACGAGAAUGCAGAUCUGUCUAAACCUGCGCCUUUAGAAAACUUAAUUUGUAAAUCAUGUGUGAAUUAUGUAUUUGUCUUAAUGUGUAAUAUAAACGAGCCAAAGCGAUGAACAUGGACGUGUCUCUACAGGCGCAGUGUGUGUGUGAGUUUUGAUUGUCUCUUCAUUUUCAGGAUUGUUUACUGUGAGUGACCUCUGCUGGUGUAAAACAAGGCCUUAGGUUUUGCAGUGUGUCCUUUUAAAACAAAGAACAUAAAGGAGCCAGAAGGUCCUUGAACACAUCAUGGCCUGAAGACUAGUAUUUCUUAGUCAACAGGCCCUGCAGCACCUCAUCAACAGCAGAGAACAAUUUACUGCAGUUACUGUCAUUCAUCUGCAAGAUGAUGUAAAUCUAUUUUCAGGUAUCAAUAAAGUUUGUUUUAAUAAAUGCUAAACUUAAAUGUA
Molecule: messenger RNA, 3621 nt
Organism: Betta splendens (Siamese fighting fish)
Lineage: Eukaryota; Metazoa; Chordata; Actinopteri; Anabantiformes; Osphronemidae
Product: DENN domain-containing protein 2D-like
Exons: 14
Coding region: 1364-2860 (498 amino acids)
Cellular component (GO): nucleoplasm; cytosol
Source: RefSeq, a predicted model, not a curated record